Helobdella robusta is the source of this 934-nucleotide messenger RNA. RefSeq lists its product as hypothetical. The transcript is spliced from 2 exons. The record is from RefSeq and is a predicted model, not a curated record. Bases 133 to 807 code for a protein of 224 amino acids. Gene Ontology annotation, cellular component: cytoplasm. Gene Ontology annotation, biological process: N-terminal protein amino acid methylation. NCBI's taxonomy places the organism in Eukaryota, Metazoa, Annelida, Clitellata, Rhynchobdellida, Glossiphoniidae. Gene Ontology annotation, molecular function: N-terminal protein N-methyltransferase activity.
ACCAUCGUAUCCCAUGUUUCUUAAAAGUUAAUGUAAAAUAUCGUGUUCAACUUUUGAAUUUUAAAUAAUUCUAAACUAAAGGCUAAAAUAAACUAAAUUCUCCUGAUUUUUUUUAUAGUUUUUACAAGUAAAAUGUCUGAUUCUAAUUUAUUAUGGUGUGACCUCGCAAAUUUCUACGAGAACGGCAAAAAGUACUGGGACUCGGUUCCUGCCACAGUUGACGGCAUGCUUGGCGGGUUGAGCCAUGUGUCUAGUGUCGAUAUUGGCGAGUCCAUCAAGUUCCUCAAACAGUUCAUCCAGUCACCAGUUUCCAAAACAAACACAAAUUAUGCCCUAGACUGUGGUGCUGGGAUAGGCAGAGUAACAAAACGACUCCUCCUACCUCUCUUCAAGCAAGUUGACAUGUUAGAACUUUGUCAGCACUUCUUGGACCAGGCCCCAGAAUACAUAGGUGAUGAAAUGAGUCGUGUUCCUAAUUGCAUUUGCAGUGGUCUGCAAGAUUUUCAACCUGAACCCUACAAAUAUGAUGUUAUCUGGUGCCAGUGGGUACUUGGCCAUCUAACAGAUGAUGACCUGGUAUCAUUUUUUCAAAAAUGCAGAUUAGCCCUUACAGCUGAUGGCUUAAUAAUUUUCAAAGAGAAUGUAAGCAUGAAUGCAGAGUUUGAUAAACUGGACAGCAGUUACGUCAGAACAAGAGAAAAUUAUUUGGGCCUAGUUGAACAGGCUGGCUUGUCAGUUAUCAAAGAAACCAAACAAAAAUGUUUCCCUUGUGAUUUGUUUGAAGUUAGAAUGUUUGCAAUAAAAUAAUUUAUUAUCGUUUUUAUUUAUUUUUUUACGAAAAACAGACAGUUUUUCAGCAAUUAUACCAACCACAUACUCGUUUCUUUUUUAAAAGCACUUCUCAUGUUAAAUAGAAAAUACACAUAUACAAAAA